GUUACUUCGCUUCCGCCUUCAGUGUUCUCGCUGUGUCAUGUGGAUGUCAACGACCCAACCUGACAGGCGUUGGGCUUGAAGUCUCCUCCGCGACUUAACUUAUCCAGAAAUCUCUGUCGGGGGUCUAAGGGGCCAAAGACCGGUGUCCGGUGGGAGCCAAUGGCGGACGGGGAACGGUCACCGCUGCUGUCCGAGCAGCACGACGGGACCAACGGCUUCUCUCCCGGUGUCAGCUCGCAUGGAUAUCCGUCAAAACCGCACAGUUUGGCGCCGUUCUCCAGCUCGGUGGUAACAGGUGAUCCUCCACCCCCCUAUUCCCCACAGGGCAGCCCAGACAGCAGCAGCGCUCCGGUCAUCAGCUGCCGGGUCUGUCAGAGCACCAUAUCUGUGGAGGGAAAGACGCACCAGCAUGUGGUGAAGUGCAGCAUCUGCAACGAAGCUACGCCGAUAAAGAACGCUCCUGUUGGAAAAAAGUAUGUCCGCUGUCCAUGUAACUGUCUUCUGAUCUGCAAAGUCACGUCGCAGAAAAUCGCCUGUCCAAGACCGUACUGUAAACGGGUCAUCAACCUGGGACCAGUUCACAUCAGCAGUGACAGUCCUGAACCGCAGCAUCAGCCUGUCGGCAUCAGGAUCAUCUGUGGGCACUGCUCUAAUACAUUCCUGUGGACUGAGUUUUCAGACCGGACCUUGGCCCGAUGUCCACACUGCCGAAAAGUCUCUUCUAUUGGUCGAAGGUACCCCAGGAGGAGGAGCCUGCUGUGUUUCCUGCUGUUCGUGGUCCUCGCUGCCUCCACUGCAGGACUUAUGGUCGGGACGUGGACUCCCGCCCAGACCUCUAAAGGGAUCUACGUUUCGUGGGUGCUGCUGAUCCUGCUCGUUCUGUUCACCAUGGCAAGAGCCAUCCACUGGUGGUGUCUGAAAAUCAGCGACCCCAUAUCCAACAUCACGUAGAGAGAGAGAGAGAAGGAGAGAUUUCUAAAAUCAUGUCUUCUUCGGCAUCACAAACUGGGGAUGGUUGUUACACGUGUGCAAAGAAGUUUGGUAAGAUAAAGGGAGAACAAAAAAGGGUAGUUCGAGAUGAAGGCGGACAGAUAUAUAGGCGGGACUAAAGAGAGCAAUACAAAAAUGUAUUUCAAAUCAUUUGUUUUUGACCCAGUAGUUUAUUUUAAGGCCUGAUGGAGCUUUUUGUGGAGCAAUUAAAGUGGCCAGCAGCUGUUCAAAACAAAAAAAAAUGUUGGUUCCCCAAAAUCACAAAGAAUCAGAGGAAUAAAAAAUAAUUAAAGUAAUAAGAUUCGGGUAAACACAGUUUAUCA
Messenger RNA from Micropterus salmoides (largemouth bass), 1313 nucleotides. RefSeq names its product type I phosphatidylinositol 4,5-bisphosphate 4-phosphatase-A-like. Gene Ontology annotation, cellular component: plasma membrane; phagocytic vesicle membrane; lysosomal membrane. The transcript has 7 exons. Bases 160 to 951 code for a protein of 263 amino acids. Lineage: Eukaryota; Metazoa; Chordata; Actinopteri; Centrarchiformes; Centrarchidae. Gene Ontology annotation, biological process: phosphatidylinositol dephosphorylation. The record is from RefSeq and is a predicted model, not a curated record. Gene Ontology annotation, molecular function: phosphatidylinositol-4,5-bisphosphate 4-phosphatase activity.